Penaeus vannamei (Pacific white shrimp) is the source of this 867-nucleotide messenger RNA. The record is from RefSeq and is a predicted model, not a curated record. Lineage: Eukaryota; Metazoa; Arthropoda; Malacostraca; Decapoda; Penaeidae.
AUGCAAUAUGACCUAGCAAAUACGAUUUCGAGACCUAUAAAAGCCGAGGUGCAUAAGCAGCGACACAGUCUUCGUCAGCACCAGCCAUGCCUUAGAAAGGACGUGGGCGCAAGGAAGAUGUCUAGCAAGUAUGGAGGAGUAAAGUAUGCUAGCAAGUAUGCAAGUGGUGGAUUCCGAGGCUCAGGUGGAUUUGGAUCUGGAGGCUUUGGUUCACGUGGAGGAUCCUCAGGUGGAUUUGGCUCAGGCGGUGGAUCGUCAGGAGGGUACUCUGGUGGCUCUAGAGGUGGAUUCGGAGGAUCAGGUGGAUCUGGAGGUGGAUUUGGAGGUUCAGGCGGUUUUAGCUCCAGUGGAUUUGGGUCAGGUGGAGGGUCCUCUGGUGGAUAUUCCGGUGGAUCAGGUGGCUCCUUUGGAGGGUCAGGCGGCUUCGGUGGAUCGGCCCUGGUGGAUAUUCCGGUGGAUCAGGUGGCUCCUUCGGAGGGUCAGGCGGCUUCGGUGGAUCUGGUGGAUUUGGAUCGGGUGGAGGAUCCUCAGGUGGAUAUUCCGGUGGAUCAGGUGGCUCCUUCGGAGGCUCAGGCGGCUUCGGCUCCGGUGGCUUUGGGUCAGGUGGUUCCUUCGGAGGCUCCGGCGGGUUCGGUGGAUCCGGUGGAGGAUCCUCGGGAGGAUAUUCCGGUGGCUCAGGCGGUGGCUUCGGAGGGUCAGGCGGCUUCGGUGGAUCGGGUGGCUUCGGCUCCGGAGGCGGCGGCGGCGGCGGAGGAGGCUUCGGGGGCGCCGGCGGGUCGCUGGGCGGGUACCUCCCCCCGGCGGGGAAGUGAGGCGCUGCCGAGAGAGCAGCUCCUGGCCGCCUUAUUUAUUGUCCCAAAAAGCUAA